This is a messenger RNA of Aureobasidium subglaciale EXF-2481, 490 nucleotides long. RefSeq lists its product as uncharacterized. The record is from RefSeq and is a predicted model, not a curated record. The transcript has 2 exons. Lineage: Eukaryota; Fungi; Ascomycota; Dothideomycetes; Dothideales; Saccotheciaceae. The coding region runs from base 119 to 490 and encodes 123 amino acids.
GUGGACCGCGGGGUUGACGCCAGAGCUGCACGCCUCCGAGUGUUCUAGUCCAUCGAAUUAGGAACACUCAAGAAACCACAAAACCAACCUCACCCCUUGACACUCUAUCCACUCAAUCAUGUUCUGGACUUUGGGUUCUAUUUACGGCGCCAGCGCAGUAGCUUUUGGUGCAUUCGGUGCACACGGUCUGAAGAAGAAGAUCGCAGAUCCGUCCAAGAUUGCCGCUUGGAACACUGCCGCCCAUUAUCAGCUUGUCCACUCUGGCAUGAUCCUUCUCACUGCUGCUGCUGCACCAAAGAACAAGAUUGCCGCCGGUUGCUUUGCUGCAGGCAUUACAAUGUUCAGCGGCUCCAUCUACCUACUCACUCUCGACCCUCAGAGAUUCAAGGCUCUGGGUCCGGUCACACCGAUAGGUGGUCUCUUCUUGAUUGCUGGUUGGACUGCUCUGGCUGUCGGUUCGCGUGGAAAGUUCUUGCCCAAGGCUUCAUAA